Molecule: messenger RNA, 1530 nt
Organism: Rhizoctonia solani
Lineage: Eukaryota; Fungi; Basidiomycota; Agaricomycetes; Cantharellales; Ceratobasidiaceae
Product: cytochrome b5
Exons: 6
Coding region: 1-1530 (509 amino acids)
Biological process (GO): unsaturated fatty acid biosynthetic process
Cellular component (GO): endoplasmic reticulum membrane
Molecular function (GO): iron ion binding; stearoyl-CoA 9-desaturase activity; heme binding
Source: RefSeq, a predicted model, not a curated record
AUGCCUGCUACCGCUGGAGCGUACCGGCGUUCCGCCCCUUUCUCAAAAGAUGAAACCGUCCCUUCAGAUAUGAAUAUCCCGGAUAAUUAUGUUCAACACACCCUAUUGACCACGAAGCCUCUCCCUCCUGUAACGAUCCAUAAUUGGUGGAAGGAGCUGAACUAUAUAAGCUGCUUCUUUAUUUUCGUUACACCAUUGGUCGCAGUCUAUGGCGCCGUAACGACUAGUCUCCAAUCAAAGACGGCUUGGUUUGCCCUCUUCUGGUACUUUGUAACUGGAUUGGGGAUCACGGCCGGCUACCACCGGCUAUGGGCCCACCGAGCAUACAACGCCUCAAAACCUCUCGAGUAUUUCUUGGCCCUUGCUGGUGCCGGUGCUGUACAAGGCUCGAUCAAGUGGUGGUCUCGUGGGCAUCGUGCGCACCAUCGCUACACUGACACCGAGCUUGAUCCAUACAAUGCUCAUCUGGGAUUCUUCUGGUCUCAUAUCGGCUGGAUGAUAUUCAAGCCUCGUCGCAAACCCGGUGUGGCUGACGUAUCGGAUCUUGCCAAGAACAAGGUGGCUCAGUGGCAACAUCGGUGGUACUUGUGGUUGAUACUCACCAUGUCGUUUGGGAUUCCCACUGCCGUUCCUGGUUUGCUCUGGGGUGACUGGCGCGGAGGGUUCUUUUACGCUGGCGUCGCACGGCUGUGCUUCGUUCAUCAUUCCACCUGGUGUGUCAACUCUCUCGCACAUUGGCUGGGCGAGAGGUCCUUCGACGAUAAACACACUCCAAGGGACCACCUUAUUACCGCGCUCGUCACAAUUGGUGAAGGAUACCACAACUUCCACCACCAAUUCCCUAUGGACUAUCGAAAUGCCAUCAAAUGGUAUCAGUACGACCCGACUAAGUGGUUUAUUGCCGCUAUGUCUUGGUUAGGGCUCGCAAGCCAGUUGAAAGUAUUCCCGGAUAACGAAGUUAAGAAGGGACAAAUGACGAUGGAACUCAAGAAACUCAAGGAGAGGGCUGAUAAGAUCGAAUGGCCUAAGACCUCGAACGAUUUACCUGUGAUUGGAUGGGAUGAGUUCCAAGCACACGCCAAAAAGCGAAACCUUGUUCUUGUUUCCGGAUUUAUUCAUGAUAUCACCUCGUUUAUGGAUGAGCACCCUGGUGGCCGGCAUCUCUUGUCCAAAAAUAUUGGCAAGGAUGCUACAGCCGCAUUCUGGGGAGGUGUGUAUGAACAUUCCAAUGCAGCGCAUAACUUGUUGGCCAUGAUGCGUGUAGGCGUCCUUCGGGGCGGCCUUGAAAUCGAGUCUGAGAGGGCAAUUCCUCCGUCACAAAAACUAAGAGUUGUUUCCCAUUCCGAACUCGUUGCACUCGUUUCGCCGAGUGGUACUUCUUCUGAUAUCAGGGCCACUCAAGAUCAUUCCCCGCCUAUCUAUUUCGACAGUGAAAAUGGGCUUGUAUUUGGUGCCUCCAGUGCAAGCGAGGACGAGUCCCCCAAGACUCCUGCUUUGGAAGAAACGAAGUUCGAAUUCCCGUCAAAAUAA